AUGAUGCUACUGACCACAGCUCCUCCUGACCUCUCCCUCUCCAUUCUCACCCUCACCCACUCCUCCUCUUCCUCCUCCCCAAACCCUAACUCCCUCUUCCGCUCCUUCACUCUCUCCCGCCCUCAAUUCCCCUCCAUCUCCGCCCUCCCCUUCCGCCGCCCACGCGCCCUCCCCGCCUCCUCCGCCGCUCUCCUCGAACACGACGACGAUUGGGAUUCCAGCAAUGUCGCCCAGAGCGACGCUUUCGACUUCGAGCGCUGCUUCGCCUCCACCGACCUCAAGCACCUCGCCUCCCCCAAGCUCGAGGUUCGCGAGCUCGACGAGCUCCCCGAGCAGUGGCGCAGGUCCAAGCUCGCCUGGCUCUGUAAGGAGCUCCCCUCGCAUAAGUCAGGCACCUUAAUCCGCAUUCUCAAUGCGCAGAAGAAGUGGAUGAGGCAAGAAGACGCCACCUAUGUUGCAGUGCAUUGUAUGCGCAUUAGGGAGAACGAUGCCGGGUUUCGGGUGUAUAAAUGGAUGAUGCAGCAUAAUUGGUAUCGGUUUGAUUUUGCUCUUGCUACUAAGUUGGCAGAUUACAUGGGGAAAGAGCGGAAAUUUGCCAAAUGUAGGGAGAUUUUUGAUGAUAUUAUUAAGCAGGGGCGUGUGCCAAGUGAGUCUACAUUUCAUAUUUUGGUUGUUGCGUACCUUAGCGCCGCUAAGGGUGAAGGGUGUUUGGAAGAAGCGUGUAGUGUUUACAAUCGGAUGAUUCAGCUUGGUGGUUACCAGCCGCGGCUUAGCUUGCAUAAUUCUCUGUUUAAGGCUAUUUUGAGCAAACCCGGGAGCUCUGCAAAGGCGUACCUCAAACAGGCCGAGUUUAUAUUUCAUAAUUUGUUAACUACUGGACUUGAGAUUCAUAAGGACAUUUACAGUGGCUUGAUUUGGUUACAUAGUUAUCAGGAUACUGUUGAUACAGAGAGGAUGGCAUCAUUGAGGAAGCAGAUGCAAGAAGCAGGAAUUGAAGAAGGGAAAGAAGUGCUUGUGUCUGUCUUGAGAGUGUGCUCAAAGCAGGGGGAUGUGGAGGAAGCAGAGAACACUUGGCUCAGACUACUCCGUCUUGAUGCAGGUCUUCCGUCACAAUCAUUUGUUUAUAAAAUGGAAGUGUAUGCAAAGGUUGGAGAACCCAAGAAGUCUUUGGAGAUAUUCAGAGAGAUGCAAGAGCACUUGGGUUCAGUCAAUGUUGUGGCAUAUCAUAAAGUCAUAGAAAUUAUGUGUAAAGCUAAAGAAAUCGAAAUUGCAGAAUCCCUCAUGGCAGAUUUCAUCCAUACUGGUUUGAAGCCUUCCAUGCCAGCUUAUAUAGAUGUAAUGAAUAUGUACUUCAACUUGAGCUUAUAUGACAAAGUGGAAUCAGCCUUCUCCCAGUGCCUUGAGAUAUGUCGACCCAGCCGAACGGUUUACUGUAUAUACUUGGAUUCUUUGGUGAAAGUCCGUAAUCUUGAUAAAGCUGAGGAGAUAUUUGACUACAUGCAGAGCAAUGGGGCAAUAGGUGUAAAUGCCCGUGCCUGCAAUACCAUAUUAAGUGGAUACUUGUCAGCUGGAGAUGAUUUCAAGGCAGAGAAAAUAUAUGGUCUGAUGUGUCAGAAGAUGUACGACGUUGAUCCUCCAUUGAUGGAAAUAAUCGACUCUUUUUUGAGCUUGAGAAAGAAACCGGAUAAGAGACGUAUAAGCAUGACGCUGACCAAAGAACAACGUGAGAUAUUAGUAGGUCUACUGCUGGGUGGUUUGCGGAUCGAAUCAGAUGAUGACAGAAAGAAUCACAUGAUCCGCUUUGAAUUCAGUGAGAAUUCUAGCGCACAUGCUGUUUUGAGGAGACAUAUAUAUGAUCAAUACCAUGAAUGGCUUCAUCCUUCAUGCAAGCUCGGUGAGAAUACUGAGCACAUACCAUAUAAAUUUUCUAGCAUCUCACAUUCUUAUUUUGGUUUCUAUGCCGAUAAGUUUUGGCCCAAUGGCCGGCAGAUGAUUCCCAAGCUAGUCCACCGAUGGCUGUCACCAUGUGUUCUUGCAUACUGGUAUAUGUAUGGGGGUUACAGGACUGCAUCAGGAGACAUAUUGCUGAAGAUAAAGGGAAGUGAGGAGGGUGUUCAGAAGAUUGUCAGAACCUUGAAAACCAGGUCUCUGGAUUGCAAGGUGAAGAGGAAGGGGAGAGUCUUUUGGAUAGGUUUCCUAGGAAGUAAUUCUACACUGUUCUGGAAACUUACGGAACCUUACAUUUUAGACGACUUGAAACAGGUUCUAAAAUCGGAUGGGGAAAGCUCAGAGAACAGCACAGGUUCAAAUGAAAAUAUGAACUUCUCUAGUGGGUCUGAUUCAGAUGAGAAUGCGUCUGAUAACAGUGAUGAUGAUAGGGAUUGAACUGUAGUGCAUCAUUAGUCAUUCUGGUGUUCAAUUCUGCCAGUACAUGCAAGGGCUUUUGCAGUCAGGUACCGGAGGUGUAUAUACAAGGUUCACAGAAAUUAGAUGAGUCUUCAAUGUAAUACCGCUUUAUCUUAUAAAUGAUCUCCGAUGAUCGUUUUGUUCUAAAACGGCUGGAUCUUUUCUGUAGUGAUUGCUUGUCCUGCCAAACAGGCUAAAAAUAUAUAACAGCUCUGGGUUUCAGAAUGCAGUACCUUGUUGAUUGAACAGAUUGAUUCUUUCUUGCA
This is a messenger RNA of Fragaria vesca subsp. vesca, 2672 nucleotides long. RefSeq names its product pentatricopeptide repeat-containing protein At2g15820-like. Gene Ontology annotation, biological process: photosystem I assembly; Group II intron splicing; mRNA cis splicing, via spliceosome. The record is from RefSeq and is a predicted model, not a curated record. Gene Ontology annotation, molecular function: protein binding; endonuclease activity. The transcript has 2 exons. NCBI's taxonomy places the organism in Eukaryota, Viridiplantae, Streptophyta, Magnoliopsida, Rosales, Rosaceae. Bases 1 to 2385 code for a protein of 794 amino acids.